AUGAACGUAGGAGUUGCCCAUAGUGAGGUAAAUCCAAACACCAGGGUGAUGAACAGUCGUGGAAUGUGGCUGACAUAUGCACUUGGAGUUGGUAUGCUUCAUAUUGUUUUGCUCAGCAUUCCCUUCUUCAGUGUUCCUGUUGCAUGGACCUUAACAAAUGUGAUUCACAAUCUGGGAAUGUAUGUAUUCUUACAUGCAGUAAAGGGAACUCCUUUUGAAACACCUGACCAGGGGAAAGCCAGGCUGCUAACACACUGGGAGCAACUGGACUAUGGAGUACAAUUUACAUCCUCACGAAAAUUCUUCACAAUCUCUCCAAUAAUUCUGUAUUUCCUGGCAAGCUUCUAUACCAAGUAUGAUCCAGCACACUUCAUCCUAAACACAGCUUCUCUCUUGAGUGUGCUUAUCCCCAAGUUGCCACAGCUUCAUGGUGUAAGAAUCUUUGGCAUCAACAAAUACUAAUCGGGAGAUGUGAAACUGAAGCAUUCUGACCAAAACCUGCCAUGGCUACUGCUUUUUCUCAGGUGAAGGAAUGGGUAGUCUGCUGUGCCAUUUGUCUAGUAACAUACAAUGAGAUACUUUCACACCUGAGAUC
Messenger RNA from Emys orbicularis (European pond turtle), 595 nucleotides. It is a transcript of the gene ORMDL1, whose product is annotated as ORMDL sphingolipid biosynthesis regulator 1. Bases 1 to 462 code for a protein of 153 amino acids. Gene Ontology annotation, biological process: sphingolipid biosynthetic process; ceramide metabolic process; intracellular sphingolipid homeostasis. Gene Ontology annotation, cellular component: endoplasmic reticulum membrane. The transcript is spliced from 3 exons. NCBI's taxonomy places the organism in Eukaryota, Metazoa, Chordata, Testudines, Emydidae. The record is from RefSeq and is a predicted model, not a curated record.